Molecule: messenger RNA, 1836 nt
Organism: Malassezia restricta
Lineage: Eukaryota; Fungi; Basidiomycota; Malasseziomycetes; Malasseziales; Malasseziaceae
Product: putative ATPase of the ABC class
Exons: 1
Coding region: 1-1836 (611 amino acids)
Source: RefSeq, a predicted model, not a curated record
AUGAGCAGUCGUGGCGGCCGAGGCCGCGGUGGCUAUUAUCGCGAGCUUUAUGGUAGCCGAGGUCGAGGCAGUAAAUCUAAUGGAACUUUCGCAAAAAAUUCGGAUGUCUACUCUCAGAAAAAGACUCGAACAGUACGAGGCACCUCCGAAGAUUUAGCACGAUCGCUCCAUAAUCUUCAUAUGCGCCCGUACCCUGCGUAUCAUGACAUUGAGGGUAUGUGGGCUUUCCCAGCCUUUACUUUUUAUCUGGAUCAUGCACAAGCAGACCCAUACGCUGCCCCAAGUAAGGCACGCGUGCGUAUCUCUCAUGAAAACGCAGGAUUUCCAUCCUCUGUGCUAGAGCCACGUAUCCGUCGAACUGCAUUAGCAGACUAUAUCUUGCGCCGCUUGCACAGAGUCUGCCAGGAAAGAAAAUAUGACCAGAAGCUGAAAGGUGGUGGAUGGGCGGGAGCCAAAGGUGGUCAACUCGAGGUGGAUGCGCCCGGUCAGCAUGUACUCGAACGCACCGCAGUGAUUGUGGACAAGGACGGUAUUGAGAUGCGAUUCCUUGUGGGUCUUCCAGCGCAAGGUAGAAGUAUUCUUGGCCAUCUUGCUGCUGCCGUCAUUUGUGAACACGUUCCUGAAAUGGUCGAAUGUGGUCUUUUGUAUGCAAGCUAUGACACUCGAGCAUUGGAACGACAUGUGCUCGUCAUUGAAGACCAACACGUGCUGCGCACCAAGCUCAAGGACCAUGGUCUUGUGGCAUUUGUUCCAAAUGGAGCCAAAUUAGCCCGUGCCAGUGGCGACUCAGAUUUGCCCAUGACAUCUUGUGUCCCAUUCCAGAGUCCCCCGAGUGUACAAGUAUCUAUCGACAUACCAAACCGGGGAUCCAUACAAGGCAUGGGACUAAAAAGGGGCUCGCUAAACGUGUGCAUCGGUGGCGGAUUCCAUGGAAAAUCCACAUUCUUGUCGGCCAUGGCCCUCGGCUCCUACAAUUUUGUUCCUGACGACGGACGUGAAUUUGUGUGCACAUGUGAAGAUGUGGCCAGCGUGCGCUCGGAAGACGGCCGCUCUGUUGGAAAGGUCGACAUUUCUCCGUUCAUUUCUAACCUUCCCAAUGCAGCAGAUACGACUAUGUUCAGCACAACAAAUGCAUCUGGAAGUACGUCGUGUGCAGCAUCGCUGAUGGAGUCUCUCGAAUUGGGUGCAGACUUGCUAGUUCUAGACGAAGAUACGACGGCAUCCAACUUCCUAGUUCGUGAUUAUGCAAUGCAAUUGCUCGUCCCAAAUGAACCCAUUACACCGCUUGUGACCCGAGCACGUGCAUUAGUGGACACAACGGGGGCGUCCAUCCUGUUGGUGUGUGGCUCCUCGAGCUCAUUUUUGUACGAGGCAGACGUUGUGUUGCAGAUGGACCGCUAUGUUAUGAAGGAUGUCACCGAACGUGCCAAACAGUUGUGCAAGAGCAUCAAUGUAAACUCAGUGCCUACAUCAGACUCAUCCUCCUUCCCAACUCUGUGUAAAAGGACGGUCGGCUUUCCGUUGCCACAAGUCCGGACUACGACGCAACAUCGACAUUUGAUACAGUUUGGCGAUCAUGCUCUUGAUUUGAGCUCGACACCGCAACUCGUGCACAAGAGUCAGACCCGAGCCAUUGAAACUCUUUUGCGCCGUUGGAUGAGCGCUUCUCCGGCGUCUUUGCGCACAAUUGUGGAUCAGCUUUAUGACGAUAUGGAGAAAUCAGGUCUAGACGCCUUACAGGAGCGGUCUGCGGAUGGUUUCCUCGCACGUCCCCGUCGCUUGGAUAUUGGUGUAGCACUUAACCGGCUACGUAGUGCAGUUUGGUAUCUAGAAUGA